Molecule: messenger RNA, 1540 nt
Organism: Musa acuminata AAA Group (dessert banana)
Lineage: Eukaryota; Viridiplantae; Streptophyta; Magnoliopsida; Zingiberales; Musaceae
Product: mRNA-decapping enzyme subunit 2-like
Exons: 8
Coding region: 114-1088 (324 amino acids)
Biological process (GO): nuclear-transcribed mRNA catabolic process, nonsense-mediated decay; deadenylation-dependent decapping of nuclear-transcribed mRNA
Cellular component (GO): cytoplasm
Molecular function (GO): RNA binding; 5'-(N(7)-methylguanosine 5'-triphospho)-[mRNA] hydrolase activity; manganese ion binding
Source: RefSeq, a predicted model, not a curated record
CUACAUCUUCUUGUGACCUAAACUACAGACGUCGUCUCUCUCUCUCUCUCUCUCUCUCUCUCUCCGGCCACAAAGCGGAGCAGUGCGUGGCUGAGAGCGUGGGGGAAUAGUGUAUGGCAGGGCUGAGUCGCUCCUCGAGCUCUUCCAUGAGGAAUCUUUUUCCCCCUCAGGAGCUCCUUGAUGAUCUCUGCAGUCGAUUUGUAUUGAAUGUCCCAAAAGAAGACCUGGAGUCAUUUGAGAGGAUCUUGUUCCUUCUCGAGCAAGCGCAUUGGUUUUAUGAAGACAACUCAGUUGAACAGAAUCCAUCAUUGAAGUCCCUUUCUUUCAGGGAAUUCACCUCUCUUAUGUUUAAGAGUUGUGCUGCUCUAAGACCAUAUAUUGCACACAUUGAUGACAUCUACAAGGAUUUCACUUCUUACAAGUUCAGAGUUCCGGUGACUGGGGCAAUUAUUUUGGAUGAGUCAUAUGAGCGGUGUUUGCUUGUUAAAGGCUGGAAAGCUGGAGCAAGUUGGAGCUUUCCUCGUGGUAAAAAGAGCAAAGAUGAGGAAGAUCACACAUGUGCUGUUCGUGAAGUCCUUGAGGAAACUGGGUUUGAUGUUUCCAAGCUUUUGAAAAUUGAUGAGUAUAUUGAAGUCGUAAUUGGACAGCAAAGGGUACGACUCUAUAUUAUUGCUGGGGUGAAGGAGGACACAGUUUUUGCUCCUUUAACCAAAAAGGAGAUCAGUGAAAUCUCAUGGCACCGGCUAGAUGAACUGCAGCCAGCUGGUGAUGAUAUUACAUCACGUGGAGUAAAUGGUUUAAAGCUUUAUAUGGUUGCUCCAUUCCUGACAUCUCUGAAAGCAUGGAUUGCAUCACAUCCUCCUUCAAUACCUCUGAAAUUGGAUUCAUCUUCAAAAGCUUUAGCAGGAACUUCCGUCUGGAAGGCCAAGAAUAAUGCAGAUGGCGGGAUGCCUUCAGACAAUGCACCACUCAGACUUGGAUCUGAACCACAAAAGUCCGAUAAUGGACCUGGCAAAAGUUUCAGAAACUUCAAGUUUGACACUGCUAGCAUCCUACAGGCAAUGGAAGCUGCUUUUGCUGCCAACUGAGGUGUUAUCCUCCAUGGUAGUUUGUCAGAUGGGUGUAGGUUGCGUUGACCUGUAACUUCCACGUUAAGCACACUUGAUUUUUCUUCUCAUGCAUGGCCCCAUCAUCAUAUACUCAUUGACCACAGCAGAAAUCGAGUCUAGAUGGCCACGUACUCCACCGAGACUUUUGAGAGGCAGUUGGACUCUUUAACUAUUCUAAUUGGGAGCCAUCUACACAGAACUCUUAGCCUCUGAUACCUUUGCGCCCUUUUGUUAGUAGCAUAACGAAACUGUGGGGUUGCUUAUUCAUCAGUAUGUGUGUAGCUGACGAUGUAUCUGGAAGUCCUUGGCCAUAUAUUACAGUGUCGACGAGGCAUUCCAUGGAGAACCACGAUACCUUUGAUUCCAUUGGUCAUUUGUUAAUAGCAUUACUUCAGCUUAUCUAUUCAUCAAUGGUUGGUUAUUCAUCUUUA